GUGCGAUGCAUUAUAAGGAACAUAGUUAGGGACUGGGCAGUAGAGGGUAAAAAAGAACGUGAUGAAUGCUACAACCCUAUACUUGAAGAGCUUAAUAUGCUAUUUCCUAAUCGCAGUAAAGAGAGUCCACCUGCGUGUUUAGUUCCUGGUGCUGGACUUGGUCGGCUGGCCCUGGAGAUUUCAUGUUUAGGAUUUGUCAGUCAGGGAAAUGAAUUUUCGUACUACAUGAUGAUAUGCUCUAGUUUUAUUCUUAACCAUUCCCAAACUGCCGAUGAGUGGACAAUUUAUCCUUGGAUUCACGGCAAUUGCAAUUCAUUAUCAGACAGUGAUCAACUUCGUCCUGUCUCAAUGCCAGAUAUUCAUCCUGCGAGUGCUGGAAUUACUGAAGGCUUUUCCAUGUGCGGAGGUGAUUUUGUUGAAGUCUACAGUGAUUCAAGCCAAGUUGGUGCAUGGGAUGCAGUUGUGACGUGUUUCUUUAUUGACACUGCUCAUAAUAUUGUUGAGUACAUUGAAGUAAUUUCAAAAAUUUUGAAAGAUGGGGGAGUUUGGAUAAAUUUGGGACCUCUACUGUAUCACUUUGCAGAUGUGUAUGGGCAGGAGGAUGAAAUGUCCAUUGAAUUGAGUUUGGAAGAUGUUAAAAGGGUCGCAUUAAAUUAUGGGUUUGAAUUUGAGAAAGAAAGCACAAUUGAGACAACUUACACCACAAAUCCUAGAUCAAUGAUGCAAAAUCGUUACUUUGCUGCAUUUUGGACCAUGAGAAAAAAAUCUGGUGCAGUGCAAUUGCAUGUACUCUGA
Messenger RNA from Sphenostylis stenocarpa, 795 nucleotides. The record is from the annotation of a GenBank genome assembly. NCBI's taxonomy places the organism in Eukaryota, Viridiplantae, Streptophyta, Magnoliopsida, Fabales, Fabaceae.